AUCAGUCGGCAUGGCAUCCGAUGCUUCAACCCUCAUGACUUGCAACAAGUCAGCGAAGACUAUCAGAUUUCUCAGGCGAUUGUGAUCCCUGCCAAUGUGGCUACUGUUGUUACCUCGGGUCAGUGCGGGUUCAAAGGGGAUGGCAGCUUGGAACAAGAUCCACAGAAGCAAAUCAUCCUCGCCUUUUCCAACGCAGAGAAAGCCCUUCAAGCUGUAGGCGUUGAGGAUGGUUGGAAGUCUGUCUAUAACAUGACGACCUACUGUCCAUCGUUUGAUGACACAUUCUUGGCCUUGUUCAUGCCAGUCAGAGCAAAGUAUCUCGGAACGAACAGGCCCGCGUGGACCGGGGUGGCAGUAUCUGGACUGGCUGAUGGAGCGGUAUUGGAAAUGACUCUUUACGCUGCGAUCUUGCCCAAAAGUACUUGA
Molecule: messenger RNA, 426 nt
Organism: Exophiala viscosa
Lineage: Eukaryota; Fungi; Ascomycota; Eurotiomycetes; Chaetothyriales; Herpotrichiellaceae
Product: Endoribonuclease L-PSP/chorismate mutase-like protein
Exons: 1
Cellular component (GO): mitochondrion; cytosol
Molecular function (GO): deaminase activity
Source: RefSeq, a predicted model, not a curated record